AUGGAUAAUUUUAUUGGUGUGAAUGCUCGUAAUAUUGAAAUGCAGAGACCAGUAUCAUCAACUCAAAACAUUAUGUGCAGGAAUUCUAAAAAGCCAAGAAGAUUCCGAAGCGCAUUUACAACGGAGCAAAUAAAAUAUUUAGAAAAGGAGUUCAAAAAGUUUCCGUACAUAGGUAACACAAGUCGACAAGAAAUGGCAAAUGCUUUGAACAUUCCGGAAAGAGCAAUUAAAAUUUGGUUUCAAAAUCGGAGAAUGAAGGAAAAAAAAGAUACAAGUCGAGAAGUGCACAACGUGAAUCAAAAUAAAUUAAUUACUAUGAAUUUAACUAACGAUCAAUUAAAUAAUGUUAAUAAUUUGCAAUCGACUAAUGAUGAAGUUCGUAUCACAACAUCAUUAAAAAGUACUAAUGAAGAUUCUAAUGUCAAUCAUGGAAUAAUGAAAGAAUCUAAAACAGGUUUGUCCAAUCAACAAUGCAAUCAAACAGCUUUGGGUGAUUUUAGAGAACAUGAAAUAACAACAACUACAGAAAAUAUUACAUCACCAUAUUACGCUAUUAGUUCUACUAAUGGUUAUGAAGAUGAAAUUCAUAACCAUGUAUUUGAUAAGAGUGUGCCUCUAGUUAACAAAAUGAAAAUAUUUUCAACAAAAGAUAACAACGCAUCAACAAGUGUAGACGUGCACAACAAAAUACCUUACGAACUUAAAUAUUCUUCACCAACUCAAGAAAUACCGGAGGAUUUGUCUCGGAGAAAUAAAGGUCUACAUUGUCAUCAAGUUAACUUUACAGAUAAUAUUAGAAGAGAAUCUGGGAACACGCCAAUUUAUCUGCAGAAUUGUUAUACGCCUACGUGUGUUACGUCGGGGAAUGUACUGCUAAAACCAGUUAAUGUACCCUACACGUCUUUCAUACCAGGCAUAACACAAUUACAAAAUUCAUAUCCUAGAUCGUACCUCCUCAAUCAGCAGAAUCUUCGCCAAAAUAACUGUCAGUGUGACUGUCAUCUGCAAUUUGUUCCACAAGUCAUUCAAGAUCAAGGUCAAAGUCAAUAUAUUCCGAUAUUCACAACAAUUCCAUACACAAACCCAGAUUUGUAG
Molecule: messenger RNA, 1095 nt
Organism: Zerene cesonia (dogface butterfly)
Lineage: Eukaryota; Metazoa; Arthropoda; Insecta; Lepidoptera; Pieridae
Exons: 2
Coding region: 1-1095 (364 amino acids)
Biological process (GO): regulation of DNA-templated transcription
Molecular function (GO): DNA-binding transcription factor activity, RNA polymerase II-specific; DNA binding
Source: RefSeq, a predicted model, not a curated record